GGAGGAAUGAUGAAGGAAACAAAAACAUACAGAGAUCUGCGGACGGCCAAAAUUUGAAUCAUCUUAUGAAUUCAAACCAUUGGAUUACAGUUUCGAUUGGAUUAUCUACAAAAUUGAAUUUCAAAAGCUAGAACGACGCAACAAUGAAGGAAUACGGAGGGGAUUUUCCGGCCAAGAAACUGGCGAGAAAGCUUUUCUUCACUGACCAUGGCUUGAAAUUGCCGGAACGCCCUCAGUGGUCUUCAACUCAGACGCAGCUUCUAUGGCCAAAUUCAUCAUCACAGUCACCGCUGCCGCCGCAGAUGAUUCAGAGUCCUGUUCGGUCUCAAAUACCUACUCCUUCAAGGCGGAAUUUAAUGACAGAAUCUCCUAGAUUAAGGCAGAGAACAAAUGUUGGUACUCCAAUAAAGCAAAGACAAUGUAACUGCAAACAUUCGAAAUGCUUAAAGUUAUAUUGUGAAUGUUUCGCAUCUGGAAACAAUUGUGAGGAUUGUAACUGUGCAAAUUGCCACAACAAUACUGCGCACGAGUCAGCUAGGCGGGAAGCUGUGCAAGCAACAUUAGAACGGAAUCCAAAUGCUUUCAGACCGAAAAUUGUUGGUACUCCAAGUCCACUUGGUGCCAAAUAUAGGGAGGAAAUUGUGGGAAAGCAUCACAAGGGAUGUCAGUGCAAGAAAGGAUGUCUUAAGAAAUACUGUGAGUGUUUUCAAGCAAACAUUCCAUGCUCGGAAAAUUGUAAGUGUUUGGACUGCAAAAACUUGGACGAAGUAAAUGUCUAUACUUCCCAUGGCUAUGGAUCUCCUCCUUUAACCAAGAGGAUAAAAGGGCUUCAACUUCCACAAUUGCAACAGGAAAACGCUAUGAAUUCAUCUUCCCUUCAUCCUUCCUUGUCAAUGAGCCCAUCAAAUUUAACAUACAGGUCUCAGUUAGCAGAUAUAAUUCUACCAGAAGAUUUAAAGAAACUUUGCUCAGCUUUAAUGUUAGAUUCAGCUAAAGCUGCAAACAUACUAGCAGACCAGAAUGAAAUGGAUGAGAAAUCCGACGUAAAGCAAUGUCUCCUCGAACCUUAGCAUUGAUGUGUUAAUGAGAAAGAUAAGGUUUUCAUGGAUGAUUCUUCUUCAAAGUUGCCUCCUGUCUGUGCCGAACAAGAAAGAAUUGUUUUGACAAAGUUUCGAGAUAUUUAGAGAAGAUUAUUGCUUGGGCCAAGACAAGUCUCAUCAUCCUCGAUCUAUGAAACCAUGAUCUUGACGAUCUUUAUUAAUACAACUUUAACAUUUUAAAGAAGAGAUGAGUUAAAAAGGUGCUUCAUAUGUUUCAGUGUUCUUGUAAUCAAAAUUUCUUUGGGAUUUGUCAUAAAUAAGUACAAUUGUAACAUGUUUGAUGACUCAACCCACAACAUCUCAGGUUAUUGUCUAGUGUUUAAGCUAGCUCCUUUCCUUCAUAAACAACACA
Molecule: messenger RNA, 1452 nt
Organism: Impatiens glandulifera
Lineage: Eukaryota; Viridiplantae; Streptophyta; Magnoliopsida; Ericales; Balsaminaceae
Product: protein tesmin/TSO1-like CXC 5
Exons: 8
Coding region: 144-1070 (308 amino acids)
Biological process (GO): regulation of DNA-templated transcription
Cellular component (GO): nucleus
Source: RefSeq, a predicted model, not a curated record